Molecule: messenger RNA, 1123 nt
Organism: Fundulus heteroclitus (mummichog)
Lineage: Eukaryota; Metazoa; Chordata; Actinopteri; Cyprinodontiformes; Fundulidae
Gene: vma22
Product: coiled-coil domain containing 115
Exons: 5
Coding region: 163-861 (232 amino acids)
Biological process (GO): vacuolar proton-transporting V-type ATPase complex assembly
Cellular component (GO): extrinsic component of endoplasmic reticulum membrane
Source: RefSeq, a predicted model, not a curated record
UUGUUGUUUGCCAACCACCAAGUGAAGGAAACGCGGUGUCACGUGACUAUCGGGGUCAUGUGACGCUACACGGAAGCUGUAAGCGUCGUCUUGAGUUUGUGUGGUGUUGCUUGUGAAGGCGAUUGAAACUGUAGGGAACGCAUUUAUUUCUAAACAGCCGACAUGGGUGUCUCAGAAGGAGAAGAGUCUCAUCUCCUACUGGAUGAAAAGCUGCUCUGUUUUAUGGAGCAGCUCGAGUUACUGGAGGAGAAACGAAACACUCUGAACUCCCUCAUCGAGCAGGGCUGGUUUUCCAUAAGCAAGGCACGCUAUUCUAUGGGAAACAAACAGGUUUCUGCUCUUCAAUUUGCAAACAAGAUGGAGCCUCUGGUUUCUGUGCAUGUUAGAACCUUGGAAAAUGCAAAGGUGGAAUUUUGCACUGAAAGAUCUUCACAAAAGUGCAGUGACGAAUCUACAAAAGAUCCAACAUCAGUAGAGGAUAUUGGGCCUCAAGAAGAAGGUAUCAGGCGGAGAAAAACGACAAAAAGCGGUGACAAAGAACAAAGGGAAACUGGGGGUACAGGCAGUGAGAAAGCUCCUGAGGUAAACCUGGUUGGUAAAAGAGACCAUAAUCCUCAGCAGGACCCACUAAACUGGUUUGGGAUUUUGGUGCCACAGUCUCUAAAACAAGCACAGUCAUCAUUUAAACAAGUAAUAGAGCUGUCAGCUGAGAUUGCAGCACUCCAGAUCGCGGUUUUAAACACCAGACAGGAGCUGAAGCACGACUUGAGAAGCCAUGACUCCCCUUCUGGUGCUAAACUAAAUGCCUCUGCUGGAUCGAAGCAGAGGAAGGCGGACCUUCCUUCAGCAAAUGAGAGUUAGUCCCUCAAGGUGUCAGACUCAGAAUAUCAGAAAAGUUCUUGCUGGAAAUAAAGGGUGGAAAUAACAGGCAGAGCAGGUUCUGUUUCAUGAACUAUUGUGGAUAAUUUUUCUUUAAUUUCUUGAUGUUUUUACUGCUAAAUGUGUAACUUAUUUGAAUUUGUGAAUAUAUGUUUGAAUUUCUAAUACAGAGGAAUUCCAACGCGGUUUGUGAAAGUUCCAGUAAACUGUCAUCGCAACUUUAAUAAAUGUAGAAUCAACUACA